Messenger RNA from Rhododendron vialii, 8124 nucleotides. RefSeq lists its product as uncharacterized. The record is from RefSeq and is a predicted model, not a curated record. Bases 316 to 7812 code for a protein of 2498 amino acids. Lineage: Eukaryota; Viridiplantae; Streptophyta; Magnoliopsida; Ericales; Ericaceae. Gene Ontology annotation, molecular function: ADP binding. The transcript is spliced from 21 exons.
ACUGUCAUUGUUGCCAACAUAAGCUUAAAAGCCCUCAACCCAUAUCUUCUCGUUCCUGUUUCCCUUGCAUUCUCUGCUAAACAAGCUCGAGUUUUCUUUCCUAUUCGUCUCCUCCUCCCGACUUCCUCUUUCAUUACUCAACGUAAAGACCAAAGGGUGUUUGGAGGACCUGGGACAUCGAUCUCAGUUUGCUCGGUUUGAGAACAACAAAGAGAAUUACUCUGGUCUGAUGAGGUCGGCAGCGUGGUUGAAGCAUCUCCAAAAGGACUGACUUAAGGCAGCGACCAGAGAAAACAAACAAAGAGUGAAUUGAAAAUGGGUAGCCCAACAAUUGUACUGGACAAAAUUGUAGAGAAACUCGUUGACAUAGCAUUCGAAUCAGUGGGGCGUCAUCUGGGUUAUCUUUUUCAUUACAAGAAGAACAUGAAGAAUCUUGAAGUACAGAUGAAUAAGCUUCAGGAGCGGAGAGGAGCCAUUGAACGACAAAUUGAUGAAGCCAAGACUGGCGGUGAGGUUAUUGUGGAUGAUGUUUCAGAUUGGCUAAAGGAAGUGGACAUACUGAGACAAGGAGUUGAGUCCUUUACGAGAGACAAAACUGUUAAGGAAAACGUUCGGUGCUUUAAAUUCUCAUGUCCUGACUUCAAUUCGCGGUAUAGGCUGAGCAAGGAAGCCGAAAAGAAGAUGGGUGAUGUGAAAACUCUCGCUGAGAAAGCCAACUUUGGUACAAUUUCACGCCGUGCGCCACCUCCUCUAGAACUCCAAUUUCCAUCCAGCGGGGAGUACGUGAGUUUUGAUUCAAGAGCAUUGGUUUUCGAUAGGAUCAUGGAGGCAUUAACAGAUUCCAAGGUUAAUGUGAUUGGGGUGUAUGGAACAGGAGGGGUGGGUAAGACGACAAUGGUCGAAAAGGUUGGCGAACAAGUGAAAAAAAAUGGACUUUUCGAUGAGGUCGUGAUGGCAGUUGUCUCUCGGGAUGCAAAGGUGGCCAAAAUCCAAGGGGAACUCGCUGACCGUUUGCAUCUAAAACUGGAAGCGGAAACUGAAGUGGGGAAAGCAGAUCAACUCUGGAAUAGAUUGAGCAAUGGGAAGAGAAAUCUUGUAAUACUGGAUGAUAUUUGGAAAAAAUUGAACUUGAAGGAAAUAGGUAUUCCUAUCAGAGAUGGAAACAAAGGUUGCAAAGUUGUUCUAACAUCACGAAACCAACACGUCUUGAUAGAUAUGGACGUUCAUAAAGAUUUCCCUAUACAAGUGUUGUCAGAGGAAGAGGCGUGGAACCUAUUUAAGAACAAGAUGGGAAAUAAUGUCGACUCUCAUGAUCAACUUCACGACAUAGCAAAAGCGGUUUGUAGAGAAUGUCGGGGCUUGCCAGUUGCUAUACUUGCAGUUGGAGCUGCAUUGAAAGGCAAGAGUAUGUCUGCCUGGAAAAGUUCGCUAGAUAAACUUCAAAAGUCCAUGCUAAACAAGAUAGAGGAUAUUGACCCAAAGUUGUUUACCUCUUUACGGUUGAGCUAUGAUUACUUAGAUUCCGUGGAUGCAAAAUCGUGCUACUUGCUCUGCUGUUUGUUCCCAGAAGAUGCCCAGGUUCCAAUUGAGGAGUUGGCAAGACACUGCAUGGCGAGGAGGUUGCUUGAUCAAAACCCGAACACAUUGGAAGAAGCAAGAGAUAUUGUAUGUUCAGUGGUCAAUACCCUAAAAACUAGUUGUUUGCUUUUAGAUGGCAUAAACGAUGAUUUUGUGAAAAUGCAUGAUAUCGUGCGAGACAUUGCUAUUUUAAUAGCAAAAGAAGAGAAAGCAUUUCUAGUCAAACAUGGUGUCGAAGAGUGGCCGGAGACGGGGACUUAUGAGAAAUACUCGGCAAUCUCAUUAAGGUCUGAAAAUAUUAGCGAGCUUCCCGAAGAGUUGGUAUGUCCGGAUCUUCACACUUUAAUGCUUGAAUGUAGCCGCAGUAAAUUUCAGCGCGAACUCAGUAUUAAAAUUCCGGACAGGUUUUUUAGAGGGGCAGAGAAACUUGUGGUUUUGGAGUUGGACGGCGUAAGCAUGUUGCCACUACCAUCUUCACUAGGAAAAUUGAUGGAACUUCGGAUGUUAUGCCUAAUUAACUGCGAGUUGGGAGAUAUAGCAAUACUCAAGGAUCUUAAGAAUAAGCUUGAAGUACUUAGAAUCCGAGGUUCUGAUAUAAAGGCGUUGCCACAUGAGGUAGGAGAGCUAACUCGUCUUUGGUUGUUAGAUUUGGGGGAUUGCUACAAGCUCAAAGUGAUUCCAAGUGGUGUCAUAUCCAAAUUGCACCGGCUUGAAGAACUACAUUUUCCACUUAACUUUGAGAAUUGGGAGGGCACAACAGGCAAUGAGGAAACAAGCAAAGUGAGCAUUGACGAGCUAAUGUCAUUGCCUCGAUUAUCGACAUUAAAUAUUGGCAUACCUCGUGAUCACAUUGACGAGUUGUUGCCUGCAGACCUUGGCUUUCAGAAUUUGAUCAGAUUUAAUAUUACAGUGGGUGCCGCAUAUUAUGUCGAUAGCAAAGAUUAUUCAGUGGUGGUGCUUAGGGACAUUUAUGAUGAUUUCAACAUCUUGGAACGCCUACUUGGCAAACCUGGAAGAGGUGGACUAUACCCAUCAAGAUCCUUCAAUAACUUAACUCAACUAUUACUUGAAGAUUGCAGAUUGAAAUAUCUCUUCUCCCCCUCCUGCGCAAGAGGACUUCUGCAACUCCAAAGUCUACGAAUAUGGAGAAGUGAGAUCAUGGAAGCGGUAAUUGGAAAUGAAGGAGAAAAGGAUGAAGAAAUAAUCGCAAAUGCUAUAAAGUUCAGUCAAUUGCAAAGUUUGCAUUUGGAAAGUCUACCAUGCCUCAUAAGCUUCUAUCCUCGGAUAAAGAAGGCAACAACAAUUGAGAGUCAUUCUUUUUCACCUGCACAGUCUCUCUUUAAUGAAAAGGUUGCAUUCCCUGUUUUGGAGGGAUUACACAUUGAAUCAGUGCCAAACAUAACAGAGAUAUGGGAUAAGAACUUACCUCCAACUGAGUCCUUUUGUCGACUGAGGUCCUUGAAAGUCUUGUAUUGUGGGAAGCUGAAGAAAGUGGUCCCGUCACAUAUUCUCCCACAGUUAAAGAGUAUAGAAACCCUUGAAGUUACCUAUUGUUGGGAGAUGGAAGUGAUCGUAGUCUUGGAGAGAAGGGAAGAAGAAACACAAGAAGCCACCAAUAAAGAUAUGAUCAUCAUGUUCCCUCAACUAAGGGCAAUGACGCUUCAAAUUUUGGAAAACCUUAAAUGUGUUUGCACCUACAAAUUCGAAGACCAACUCAAAUUCAACGUGCAGUUCCCUCAACUGCGGAUUUUGAAUCUCUAUAACUUGGGAAGACUUUCAAGUUUCAACGACACUUCUACAAUAACAGAAACACGGCCCUUGUUCAACCACCAGGUUGCAUUCCCUGUUUUGGAAGAAUUAUACAUUAAUUCAGUGCCAAACAUAACAGAGAUAUGGGACAAGAAUUUACCUCCAGCGGAGUCCAUUUGUCUACUGAGGUUCUUGGAAGUCCGCAAUUGUGAGAAACUGAUGAAUGUGGUCCCAUCAUACAUGCUACCACUGUUAAAGAGUAUAGAAACUCUUGAAGUUUCUGAGUGUCCAGAGAUAGAAGUGAUUGUAGUCUUGGAGAAAAAGGAAAAAGAAACACAAGAAGCCACUAAUAAAGAUAUCAUCAUCGUGCAGUUCCCUCAACUGCGGAAACUGAGACUCGAGAAUUUGGAAAGACUUUCAAGUUUCAACAACGACACUUGUACAAUAACCGAAACACGACCCUUGUUCAACCACCAGGUUGCAUUUCCUGCUUUGGAGGAAUUAAUCAUAAGUUCAGUGCCGAACAUAACAGAGAUAUGGAACAAGAACUUACUUCAGCCUGAGUCUUUUUGUCUACCGAGGUCCUUGGGAAUCCGGGGUUGUGAGAAACUGAGGUCCUUGAAAGUCGAGGAUUGUGAGAAACUGAUGAAUGUAGUCCCGUCACAUAGGUUCCCACUGUUAAAGAACAUAGAAAUCCUCAAAGUUUCCAACUGUCCGCAGAUAGAAGUGAUCGUAAUCAUGGAGAAAAGGGAAGAAGAAACACAAGAAGUCACCAAUAAAGAUAUGAACAUCAUGUUCCCUGUACUUAGGAAUUUGCAGCUUCUAAAUUUGGAAAACCUCAAAGGUGUUUGCGCCUACAAAUCCGAAGACCGACUCUGCUUCAACGUCCAGGUUGCAUUCCCUGCUUUGGAGGAAUUAAUCAUAAGUUCAGUGCCGAACGUAACAGAGAUAUGGGACAAGAACUUGCUUCAGCCUGAGUCUUUUUGUCUACCGAGGUCCUUGGGAAUCCAAGGCUGUGAGAAACUGAGGUCCUUGAAAGUCAGGGGUUGUGAGAAACUGAUGAAUGUGGUCCCGUCACACAUGCUCCCACAAUUAAAGAGUAUAAAAACCCUUGAAGUUUCCGAGUGUCCGGAGAUGGUAGUGAUCGUAGUCUUGGAAACAAGGGAAGAAGAAACACAAGAAGCCACCAAUAAAGAUAUGAUCAUCGUGUUCCCUGAACUUAGGAGUUUGCAGCUUCUAAAUUUGGAAAACCUCAAAGGUGUUUGCGCCUACAAAUCCGAAGAUCGACUCUGCUUCAACGUCCAGGUUGCAUUCCCUGCUUUGGAGGAAUUAUCCAUUGAUUCAAUGCAUAACAUAACAGAGAUAUGGGACAAGAACUUACUUCAGCCUGAGUCUUUUUGUCUACUGAGAUGCUCGGGAGUCCGGGGUUAUGAGAAACUGAGGUCCUUAAAAGUCAUGGAUUGUAAGAAAUUGAUGAAUGUGGUCCCGUCGCACAUGCUCCCACUGUUAAAGAAUAUAGAAAUCCUCCAAGUUUCCAACUGUCCGGAGAUGGAAGUGAUCGUAGUAUUGGAGAAAAGGGAAGAAGAAACACAAGAAGCCACCACCAAUAAUGAUACAAUCAAUGCGUUCCCUGAACUAAGGUAUUUGAUACUUGAAGAAUUGGAAAACCUUAAAGGUGUUUGCGCCUACAAAUCCGAAGACCGGCUCUGCUUCAACGUCCAGUUCCCUGAACCGCGGAUUCUAACACUCAGUGAUUCGGGAAGACUUUCAAGUUUCAACAACACUUCUAUAAUAACGGAAACACGACCCUUGUUCAACCACCAGGUUGCAUUCCCUGCUUUGGAGGAAUUAUACAUUAAUUCAAUACCAAACAUAACAGAGAUAUGGGACAAAAACUUAAUUUCAACUGAGUCCUUUUGUCUACUGAGGUCCUUGGAAGUCAAGAAUUGUGAGGAACUAAUGAAUGUGGUCCCGUCACACAUGCUCCCACAGUUAAAGAGUAUAAAAACCCUUGAAGUUUCCGAGUGUCUAGAGAUGGAAGUGAUCGUAGUGUUGGAGAAAAUGGAAGAAGAAACACAAGAAGCCACCACCAAUAAAGAUAUGAUCAUCAUGUUCCCUCAACUAAGGGAAAUGACGCUUCGAGAUUUGAAAUACCUUAAAUGUGUUUGCACCUACAAAUCCGAAGACCAACUCAAAUUCAACGUGCAGUUCCCUCAACUACGGAAACUGAGACUCGAGAGUUUGGAAAGACUUUCAAGUUUCAACGACACUUCUAUAAUAACCGAAACACGACCCUUGUUCAACCACCAGGUUGCAUUUCCUACUUUGGAGGAAUUAUCCAUUUAUGGAAUGCCAAACAUAACAGAGAUAUGGGACAAGAACUUACUUUCAGCUGAGUCCUUUUGUCUACUAAGGUCCUUGAAUGUCAAGAAUUGUGAGAAACUGAUGAAUGUGGUCCCGUCACACAUGCUCCCACAGUUAAAGAGUAUAGAAACCCUUGAAGUUUCUGGGUGUCCGGAGAUGGAAGUGAUAGUAGUCUUGGAGAAAAGGGAAGAAGAAACACAAGAAGCCACCAAUAAAAAUAUGAUCAUCGUGUUCCCUCAACUUAGGAAAAUGACGCUUGGUGGAUUGGAAAACCUUAAAGGUGUUUUCACCUACAAAUCCAAAGACGACCAACUCUGCUUCAAUGUCCAGGUUGAAUUUCCUUCUUUGGAGGAACUAUCCAUUAUUUCAAUGUCGAACAUAACAGAGAUAUGGGACAAGAACUUACUUCAGUCUGAGUCUUUUUGUCUAUUGAGGUCGUUGGGAGUCCGAGGUUUUGAGAAACUGAGAUCGUUGACAGUCAAGAAUUGUGAGAAACUAAUGAAUGUGGUCCCGUCAUACAUGCUCCCACUGUUAAAGAAUAUAGAAAUCCUCAAAGUUGAGAGUUGUCCGGAGAUGGAAGUGAUCGUACUCUUGGAGAAAAGGGAAGAAGAAACACAUGAAGCUGCCAAUAAAGAUACGAGCAUUGUGUUCCCUGGACUAAGGAGUUUGGAGCUUCAAAAAUUGGAAAACCUUAAAGGUGUUUGCGCCUACAAAUCCGAAGACCGACUCUGCUUCAACGUCCAGGUUGCAUUCCUUGUUUUGGAGGAACUAUACAUUGGUUCAAUGCCAAACAUAACAGAGAUAUGGGAAAAAAACUUACGUCAGCCGGAGUCUUUUUGUCUACCGAUGUCCUUGAGAUUACGGGGUUGUGAGAAACUAAGGUCCUUGAAAGUCAAGGAAUGUGAGAAACUGAUGAAUGUAAUCCCGUCACAUAUGAUCCAACUGUUAAAGACCAUACAAAUCCUCGAAGUUUCCAACUGUCCACAGAUGGAAGUGACCGUAGUCAUGGAGAAAAGGGAAGAAAAAACACAAGAAGCCACCAACAAAGAUAUCAUCGUGUUCCCUGAACUAACGAGUUUGACGCUUCGAAAAUUGGAAAACCUUAAAGGUGUUUGCGCCUACAAAUCCGAAGACCGACUCUGCUUCAAUGUCCAGGUUGCAUUCCCUGCUUUGGAGGAAUUAUCCAUUGAUUCAAUGCAUAACAUAACAGAGAUAUGGGACAAGAACUUACUUCAGCCUGAGUCUUUUUGUCUACUGAGAUGCUUGGGAGUCCGGGGUUAUGAGAAACUGAGGUCCUUAAAAGUCAUGGAUUGUAAGAAAUUGAUGAAUGUGGUCCCGUCACACAUGCUCCCACUGUUAAAGAAAAUAGAAGUCCUCGAAGUUAAGAAUUGUCCGGAGAUGGAAGUGAUCGUAGUGUUGGAGAAAAGGGAAGAAGAAACACAAGAAGCUGCCAAUAAAGAUAUGAUCAUCGUGUUCCCUCAACUAAGGAAAAUGGAGCUUGGAAAAUUGGAAAACCUUAAAGGUGUUUGCGCCUACAAAUCCGAAGACCGACUCUGCUUCAAUGUCCAAGUUGCAUUCCCUUCUUUGGAGGCAUUAUGCAUUUGUGAAAUGCCAAACAUAACAGAGAUAUGGGACAAGAACUUACUUCAGCCUGAGUCUUUCUGUCUACUGAGAUCCUCGGGAGCCCGGGGUUAUGAGAAACUAAGGUCCUUGAUAGUCGGGAAUUGUAACAAAUUGAUGAAUGUGGUCCCGUCACACAUGCACCCAUUGUUAAAGAAUAUAGAAAUCCUCCAUGUUUUCAACUGUCCAGAGAUGGAAGUGAUCGUAGUGUUGGAGAAAAGGAAAGAAGAAACACAAGAAGCCGCCAAUAAUGAUACUAUCAUUGUGUUCCCUGAACUAAGUUAUUUGAUGCUUCAAGAAUUGGAAAACCUUAAAGGUGUUUGCGCCUACAAAUCUGAAGACCGGCUCUGCUUCAACGUCCAGGUUGUAUUUCCAAAGUUGAUUAUUCUAGAUUUUUACCUUGACGAGCAUACAAGGAAGAUCUUAAGAGAAGCAACAUCUAAAAAAAAGGAAUGUGCAACAACGGAUGCAAGUAGUAGCGGUAUGCAGCUCCAACCCUGAAAUAUGACACGUUUUAUGCUAUGUCACAAGGACCCAGUUGUGAUUUGAGUUGAAGUUGCUGGAGUCUCGAUUAGUACACUGGAUUGCCUCCGACAUCGAAAAGAAACAUGUGGUAGUGAUGCUGUCUCUCUUUAGACUGUAAAUAACAAAAUAAAUUUCCCUUGUUCAUUUGUGUUUUCAUCUGCAAUGAGUUGGGUUUACACUAUCCAACGUAAGCUGUUUACUGUUUGCAUGCGUACCGAUUCAAAACUCUGUUUAGCUACCUAUAUGUACAACAAAAUAUGUGUUGUUCUAUGAUUAACCUAUUACCUA